Molecule: messenger RNA, 1446 nt
Organism: Nerophis lumbriciformis (worm pipefish)
Lineage: Eukaryota; Metazoa; Chordata; Actinopteri; Syngnathiformes; Syngnathidae
Source: RefSeq, a predicted model, not a curated record
AUGGUGAUACACGGGGAGGGCGCCGCCCCUCCGCACAGGGCGAUGUCCUCGGCAGCCACCGCGCCCCCGUCCGUGGACAAAGUGGACGGAUUUUCCCGAAAGUCCGUCCGAAAGGCCAAGCAGAAGCGCUCGCAGAGCUCCUCCCAGUUUCGCUCGCAGGGCAAACCCAUCGAACUUACGCCCUUGCCGCUGCUCAAGGACGUGCCGGCCCCGGAGCAGCCGGAGCUGUUCCUGAAGAAGCUGCAGCAGUGCUGCACCGUCUUCGACUUCAUGGACACGCUGUCGGACCUGAAGAUGAAGGAGUACAAGCGCUCCACGCUCAACGAGCUGGUGGACUACGUGACCGUCAGCCGCGGCUACCUGACCGAGCAGGCCUACCCCGAAGUGGUUAAAAUGGUGUCUCACAACAUCUUCCGGACUCUCCCGCCUAGCGACAGCAACGAGUUUGACCCUGAAGAGGACGAGCCCACGCUGGAAGCGUCCUGGCCUCACCUACAGUUGGUCUACGAGUUCUUCAUCCGCUUCUUGGAGAGUCAGGAGUUCCAGCCCAGCAUUGCCAAAAAGUACAUAGACCAGAAGUUUGUCCUACAGCUCUUGGAGCUGUUCGACAGCGAGGACCCUCGGGAGCGAGACUACCUGAAGACGGUUCUGCAUAGAAUCUACGGCAAAUUCCUGGGACUGAGGGCUUUUAUACGAAAACAGAUCAAUAAUAUUUUUUUACGUUUUGUGUAUGAGACGGAGCACUUCAACGGGGUGGCCGAGUUGCUGGAGAUCCUGGGCAGUAUAAUCAAUGGUUUUGCGCUGCCGCUGAAGGCGGAGCAUAAACAGUUUCUGGUGAAAGUGCUGAUCCCGCUCCACACGGUCCGCAGUCUGUCACUCUUCCACGCGCAGUUGGCAUAUUGCAUUGUACAGUUCCUAGAGAAAGACCCCACAUUAACAGAGCCUGUCAUCCGAGGAUUGCUGAAGUUCUGGCCCAAAACCUGCAGUCAAAAAGAGGUGAUGUUUCUGGGCGAGCUGGAGGAGAUCCUGGACGUGAUCGAGCCUACCCAGUUCGUCAAGAUCCAGGAGCCGCUCUUCAAACAAAUAUCCAGAUGCGUGUCCAGCCCGCACUUCCAGGUGGCGGAGCGAGCGCUCUACUACUGGAACAAUGAGUACAUCAUGAGCCUCAUCGAGGAAAACUCCAGUGUCAUCCUGCCCAUCAUGUUCGCCAACCUCUACCGCAUCUCCAAAGAACACUGGAAUCAGGCCAUCGUGGCGCUGGUCUACAACGUGCUGAAGGCCUUCAUGGAGAUGAACAGCACCUUGUUCGAUGACCUCACCUCCACUUACAAGUCGGACCGCCAGCGGGAGAAGAAGAAGGAAAAGGAGCGUGAGGAGCUGUGGAAGAAGCUGGAGGACUUGGAGCUGAAACGAGGCCUGAGGAGCGAUGGCAUCAUCCCCACUUAA